Messenger RNA from Lobosporangium transversale, 487 nucleotides. RefSeq names its product HRDC-like protein. The transcript has 3 exons. Lineage: Eukaryota; Fungi; Mortierellomycota; Mortierellomycetes; Mortierellales; Mortierellaceae. Gene Ontology annotation, molecular function: nucleotide binding. Gene Ontology annotation, cellular component: RNA polymerase III complex. The record is from RefSeq and is a predicted model, not a curated record. Gene Ontology annotation, biological process: transcription initiation at RNA polymerase III promoter. Bases 36 to 470 code for a protein of 144 amino acids.
UUUUGAGUAAUCUUACCUUCAGGAUAAUAAAUCAAAUGGAGAUCAUCAAUGCUGAUUCAGCGAUGCUCAGCAAUUAUGAGGUCUUAACUUUGUUGAAUGACCAGAAGGCACAACGUCAAGCAAAUGAGGUUGCAGGCACACGUGAGGUCGCAGAAAACUUGCGAACAGUAGAGUUCGAGGUUCAAAAGUAUCUAAGUGCUUCACCGUGCACAACACAAUCGCCAGAGCAGAUCGUAGCACUAAAGAAAGCGCUUUCAGCAUACGAGUUGAUGAAGGUUGAACUGUUACAGAUUCUUAAUCUUCGACCAAAAUCCCCAGUUGAGUUGUUGCUGGUCAUUGAAGAAUUCGAAGAACGGUUUACGAUGGAGGAUUGUGAAGCUAUGCUUCGGAUCAUUUUGGAGUCACUGCCAAGAGACGACGACGAAGUUAUGGCUGAGGCAGAGAAUAAUGUAGAAGACCAAGAGGCAUGAUGCAGGAGAAAUUUAAC